AUGUGGAAGAAAUUCAGAGAAUUUGGUUCUGACCCCAAGGAGGGGUCGAAGGACAAGGCGGAGACGAAAAACGACCAAGACCUAACAACUAUUCUCAGUCGGCCGCAGCGCGCAGAUCUCACGGUCCUUAUCGCUGAAAUUACACAGCGCAUGAGGGACUCGGCUGACGAGACAUUCAAAGCUCCAACUGCACAGCGGUCUGCAGCCAAAGAUUUGAUUGACCUGAAUGAGGAUGCUGCUCCAGAUGCGGAUACGCAGAAGCUAGAAGAGUUGAAAGAUAAGGGUAGACAGGCGCGCACUGAAUAUGUGCCCACCGCCGAAGAUGCAAAAGCCGAGGCCCACCUUCUGACCACGUUUGAUGAUUGGAGAGACUCCGUUCUUCUCCGAGUUGGUGAAGUCGUCAAUCGGGACUCGCCUGACCAGAAUGAGAAUGAAAAACCAGACUUUGAUUUGGAGGAUGAGAGACCCAGAAGCUCAUAUGACGAUGAGGAGGAUAGCACCUGGAGUCGACUUUCUGAGGUUUAUCCUCCAGUCGAGACGCCGUUGAUCCGCCUGCCCAAGCCCAAGAGACUAUUGAUCCUUCAUUCUCUACUGCUUCUGAUGCUUAGCCUGGAGCAUUACAACGCGAACUCUCGUGUUCUGAUGCUCUUGGCCGCGUCCAGUCUAGGGUUAGGUAUCAAGACACUCAACCAAGACGAAGUGAAAGUGUCGCGAGGACUACUGGAUGCCGCUCUUCAACUUCCUGCGAAUUCCGAUGCUCAAGCUCAAAAAAGAGAAAGCGACCCUAGCCGAAAGUGGAAAGUUGGUAUUGCAUCUGUUGCUGGAGCUGUCCUGAUUGGCGUUACGGGCGGUCUCGCUGCCCCGUUCAUUGCUGCAGGCUUAGGAACGGUUAUGGGAGGCCUUGGCUUAGGGGCCACGGCCGCUGCAGGCUAUCUAGGCGCUGUUGCAGGUAGUGGAGUCAUUGUUGGCGGGCUCUUUGGAGCCUAUGGAGGGCGUAUGACGGGACGAAUGAUGGAUAAAUAUGCCCGUGAGGUGGAUGAUUUCGCCUUCCUGCCAAUCCAUGAUUCUGGCCGUGGUCGAAAGCGGUUUGACGAUGAAAAAGAAGCUGCUCGAGAAGAUCAUCGUCUUCGAGUCACGGUCGGAAUUACAGGAUGGCUCACUGAAGAGGACAAUUUUGUGGUCCCGUGGCGCGUCAUCGGCAAAGACUCUGAGGUAUUCGGUCUUCGCUGGGAAACAAGACCACUUAUGGAUCUUGGUCAUGCGAUAGACCGCUUGGUCACUACUGCCGCCUGGUCCGCCGGUCGCCACGUCUUGACCAAAACGAUCUUUGCGGGCCUGAUCAGCGCGCUGACCCUGCCUGUCGGACUUUUGAAAGUCGCCGGCAUUGCAGACAACCCAUUCAGUGUGGCCAAAUCUCGCGCAGACAAGGCAGGCGAAGUCCUUGCCGAUGCUCUGAUUAGCAAAGUACAAGGCGAGAGACCUGUUACACUCAUCGGCUACUCGCUGGGAUCUCGAGUCAUUUUUUCAUGCCUACAGACCCUGGCCAAGAGACACGCAUAUGGGCUGAUUGAAUCAGCUAUCUUCCUGGGUGCCCCAACGCCAUCUGAUGCACCUGACUGGCGUCGUAUGCGGCGCGUCGUCAGCGGUCGACUAGUCAAUGUUCACUCGGAAAAUGACUCUGUGCUCGCUUUCCUGUAUCGGACAAGUAGCCUCCAACUCGGUGUUGCCGGAUUACAGGCCAUUGAGAACGUUCCCGGUGUUGAGAACCUUGACGUAAGCGAUUAUAUCAACGGCCAUCUCCGCUACCAGUACCUACUUGGGCGGAUACUACGAACGGUGGGACUGGAGUGUAUCAGCGCUCGUGAAGUCGCGCGAGAAGAGGCAGCUUUGGAGGCAAGAGACCGCAAAGAGGAACAAGAACGGAUCCAAAAUGAGCGCCGUGCAGGGAUUGAAGGAGACAGUGAAGUGGCCCGCAGAAAGCUGGAAAGCGGCGAUAUUGCCCCCGAUGAAGAGCUUAGCCCCCGGCCACGGUCGGAAGCUCACCAGAGCAUACCGCGUCGUCCUGUUCCAGUCAGGUCUACUGAGGAUAAAGGAAAAUACGAGGUUUAG
Molecule: messenger RNA, 2109 nt
Organism: Aspergillus mulundensis
Lineage: Eukaryota; Fungi; Ascomycota; Eurotiomycetes; Eurotiales; Aspergillaceae
Product: DUF726 domain protein
Exons: 1
Coding region: 1-2109 (702 amino acids)
Source: RefSeq, a predicted model, not a curated record